CCUUUUGCCAAGUCAGUCCGCGUCCAAACGUCGUCGAAGGUUCACGUCAUUUUCGUGCUCUCGCGUGGUUGAUUCAGCUAAGGUGGUUCAGAAGAAGUGCAGUGAGAACACAAAUACAGCACUGUUUGAGAGCGCUCAACUGUGUGUGCAAGCGAAUCUAAAACUAUUCGAAAAAAGGGUUUUGUUGUUGUCUUAAUCGAAUCAAGAUUAAGAGAAUAGCGUGUAAUGUGAGGUGAGGCAAGUCUAGGAGGAUGAUUCAACGGGAACAUCGAGCAAGCAGUGUUACCGGAUGUGUUGGUCAUUAAUACGCAGUAGAUGCUUCUAAAGCUGGUCUAGAGGCAUCAACUAGAGGAAGAGUCAGAACCACCAUUGUUGGAUACGGAUUUGCUUCAGGCUGCUUCUACCGCAAAGAACAUUGUGCAAAAUUGUCUUGGAAAGAGGCAAAGGGUGCUGCUGCCGCUGUAUUGGUGGAAGAGCAAGAAAUCAACCAUCGACAACUAGUGAGGAGAAGCCAGGAGGACGCGAAGGAGAGUGUGCAACAUAGCAGAACAUACACGCUGGAACGAGUUUAUUGACAUUUUUGUUUGCGCAAAUGCUCGCGCAAAAGUCAAAUCGUCGCGGUGUUGUUGUUUUGUUGGGAAAGUUAUAGUUUUAUGAGCUUGUCGUGACGGGUGCUUUUGAAAUCUGAUCAAUACCGUAGCAAAAAAGUGGCAGCUGGGGAACCAAAAUAAAACCCACGAAAGGUGCGCAGAAAAGAAAGGCAAAAAAAAGAGAUAAAAAUCGACCAAAAUAAAUGCUGACAGUUCACGCGAUGCUGGGAGAAAUUGCAUAAAGUUGUAAGCAAAAAUAAAAGAGGAAAAAUCAUCGAGAGAAAGAGAGAGGGGAAAAAACAAAAGCAGCGCCAACAAUACAAUUUAAGUGAGGUGAUUUAAUUGUUGUGGAGAAGCCGUCGGAGAAAAAGUCAUUGACAUUUGGUGCGAAUUUCGAUCGAAUUCUCACCGGGGACGCUGCCGGCCUCAAUUGACAUUCACUCCUUGUUCUAUUUUUUUUUUAAAUAAAGGAUUUUUCCCGAUUUCCUCCCCCAAAGGAUGAGACCCCUUCGAAGGAUAAUGCCGUGCCUAUAGAAGGUUAAUUGCCUCCCCCUCGGCCCCUCGCCUGUGGUUGGAAGUCCGACCUGCUGCACCUGCCCGAAACUGGCGGAACGACGGAGGAUACGACGCCGGCACAAUUCCUUUGCCAAAAUGACACUCUACUGGUGGACGCACUGGUUCUGGAUCACCGUGUGUGGAGUGGUCCUCAUCGAAUGCACCCCGCUCAGCUCGAUCGACACGUUCCCCAGCAAGCUGUCCAAGCUGGAGGAAAACAACAACAAAUCCACAUAUCUCAAACGCGCCGGCGAACCCACCCAGCUUCCCAAUCCCAACGGUGGUAACCCGCCUCCAGGUGGCCGCUUCAUAUCAUCCCUGCCACCGGUGGCAGCCGCCUCCAGCGGUCUCCUCUCAUCAUCGUCCUCGUCGUCUUCGAGUUCCAGCUCGCAGCCGGCACCGGUGGCUCCCCAACCCACCAUCAACAGUUUAAUUCCGGAUUCCGGGCAGGACGUGGACGACACCUUCGCCGGGGGAAGUUUGGCUGGCACAGACUUUGGUCCGGACGUGGUCCGGUACACCCGGAAGGAGGCGGACCCGGUUGGCAGUACCGCGUCGAGCGUGGAGGUUACGGCCGCGACGACAACCGGGGCGGGGAGACUCAAGAAAAACGGGACGAUUUUCACGCGGAACGAGCAGAACAUUACGACGUUGAAGUUGAAAAAUUACAAUCGUGGCGGCGCUGGCGUCGAGAAGGAAGAAAUGAAAGCAGCAGCUUCGACGGUGCGUGUUCCGGAUCGCGGCACGCGGUUGGUCGAUACGUUGAUGCAGGUCGCGACGGUCGAGAACGGAACCUCGGGGGAGCAGCAGGACGUUGAGGUGCAGCCGGAGCAGGUCACCGAGGUUGCGGUUGAUCUGAACGUCACGGAAACGGCGCUGGAGGAGUCGUCGUCUUCCGCGGUUGACAACACGACCGUCCCAGCUGCGCCGACCGGUUCCAUCCAGACCAUUGACUUCAACUCCAGCAGCAGUAGCAGUAGUACUAGUUUUAGCAACAGCAGUAGUGAUAGUGACCUAGCAAGUAGCAGCAGUAACGGGCGGGAACUGCCCGACGACAGCCAUAGUGAUAGUUCCGGCGGCAGCAACAGCCGGAUCGGCAAGAUCUUGUCGUCCGACUUUCGGGACUUUGUGAGUCCCGUUGGAGGUCAGCCGAACGCGAGCAGCUACAUCGCGCAGUCAAUUGCGUUCAGCACGCAGAACCUGCAGGAGGGCGUCGACGAUCAGGACCACCCGCUGGAGGACGACGACUACCGGCGCAGUUCGCGCAGUCAGAGUCCGGGCAGGUUGAACGUGGGUGCCAUCUCGGGCAUCUGUUUGGCGUCGUUGGGGCUGCUGUCGGGGUUGUCGGCUGCGUUGGUGAUCCUUUACAGGAGGUAUCUGUAUCUGAACAAGCCGCAAGCGCUGAGUGAGCCGGAUUCGAGCGGGUACAUUGAUGACAGCACGAUCCGGGACAAUUCGGACGAGAUGUACAGCUUGGAUAACGAUUCGUUCCUGAACUCGCUGGAGGCGAUGACGAUACAGAACUACUGGACGGACAAUGUGAAGCAUACGAAGCUGUAGGGCGGGGAUUCUCGGCGAAAUGGGGGGUGAUUUGGCAAUUGUUGACAUUUUUGGGAGCAAAUUGUUUAUUUUGACAAUUUUAGAUCAAUUUUUUCAUAUCGACUUUGAAUGUUUACAAAUUCUUCUCAAAUCUCUGACAGCAGUGAUGCCAGACUAUCAAACUGGAUGAAUCAUCUAAAAUGCUUAAAGAUAUUUCAACAAAAUGUUCAGUCUAACUAGCUUACACAUUCAAACACUUUGAAGCUAUGUAAAUCAAACUUAACAACACAAAACAGUGUUGCUAGAUUACAAAAUUGAUUGAGUCAUCGACAAGGACUUAAUUUAAAUACCUAAAAAACGGUUCUAAAUGCAUUUGUUAAUCAAUCUUCAGCGUAAAACCUUGAAAAGUUGAUUGUUCUUACUUGAAUCAUAAAUUACCGUUGGCAGUCCCGGGCAGACGGUAAUAACAAAAUUCAUGCCAUUUCAAUAACAAAUACUGUUGAAGAAACAGAAAGUGUUAUGGAAUUUUCUUGAAAAAUCCAUUUUUGCAUAAGAGUUUAAUAACAGUUUAUG
Culex quinquefasciatus (southern house mosquito) is the source of this 3257-nucleotide messenger RNA. RefSeq lists its product as uncharacterized. The record is from RefSeq and is a predicted model, not a curated record. The transcript has 6 exons. NCBI's taxonomy places the organism in Eukaryota, Metazoa, Arthropoda, Insecta, Diptera, Culicidae. Bases 1242 to 2705 code for a protein of 487 amino acids.